This is a messenger RNA of Aspergillus viridinutans, 7671 nucleotides long. Its product is annotated as putative polyketide synthase. Gene Ontology annotation, biological process: secondary metabolite biosynthetic process; fatty acid biosynthetic process. The transcript is spliced from 9 exons. Lineage: Eukaryota; Fungi; Ascomycota; Eurotiomycetes; Eurotiales; Aspergillaceae. The coding region runs from base 1 to 7671 and encodes 2556 amino acids. Gene Ontology annotation, molecular function: phosphopantetheine binding; fatty acid synthase activity; S-adenosylmethionine-dependent methyltransferase activity. The record is from RefSeq and is a predicted model, not a curated record.
AUGGCUAUCAACUCCUUCGAAGGGACUGGUGAACCUGUCCAGCUCCCUUCUCCCUCUAAUGUCCACAUACAAGAUGAAGCUUCGAACUCGUUGGACGACGCAUCCAUGCCUAUUGCCAUUAUUGGCAUGGGCUUUCGGGGACCCGGAGAUGCCAGCAACGUCGAAAAGCUAUGGAAAAUGAUCGUCGAAGGUCGGGAAGCAUGGAAGCAGAUACCCGAGUCGAGAUGGAACAGUCAUGCGUUUUACCACCCAGACCAUGCGAGGCACGGCACUGUCAAUGUCCAAGGCGGCCACUUUCUGACAGAAGAUGUAUCCCUUUUCGACGCACCCUUUUUCAACAUGACGAGUGACGAGGCAGCGGCGAUGGAUCCCCAGCAGCGGUUAUUGCUCGAAGUGACCUAUGAAGGAAUAGAGAACGCCGGUAUACCUCUUCCCAAAAUCAUGGGAAGCCAGACAUCGUGUUUCGUUGGUUCUUUCAAUGCGGAUUACACAGAUCUCCUUCUUCGUGACCCCGAUGCUAUCCCCAUGUACCAGUGCACCAAUGCCGGCCAGUCGCGUGCCAUGAUGGCCAACCGAGUGUCAUACUUCUUCGACCUAAAGGGCCCCAGCGUCACGGUCGAUACCGCUUGCUCAGGAAGUCUAGUCGCCCUGCAUUUGGCGUGUCAGACGUUGCGCACCGGCGACGCUGCGAUGGCAAUUGCGGCCGGAGUAAACGUGAUUCUCAGCCACGAAUUCAUGUCCACAAUGACCAUGAUGAAAUUCCUGUCACCGGAUGGACGCUGCUACACAUUCGACGAGAAAGCCAACGGAUAUGCUCGUGGCGAAGGGAUUGGGUGUUUGAUCUUGAAGCCGCUCAAAGACGCCAUCAGAGACAAAGAUCCUAUCCGAGCUGUCAUUAGGGGUUCUGGGUCGAAUCAAGACGGCAGAACUCCCGGCAUCACUCUCCCGAGUGGCGCGUCGCAGGAGGCCUUGAUUCGCCAUGUUUACAGCACGGCAGGUCUUCAUCCACAUGAUACAGAAUUCGUCGAAACACACGGCACGGGAACUCAAGCAGGAGAUCCAAUUGAGACAGGAGCGCUCGCGAGAGUGUUUUGCGCAGAUAGAAAUCCAGCCAAGCCACUGCGCAUCGGGUCAAUCAAAACAAACGUGGGGCAUCUGGAGGGAACAAGCGGAGUCGCGGGCGUGAUCAAGGCAGUGUUGAUGCUGGAGAACCGCACUUUCCUUCCCAACCGCAACUUCACUUCCCUCAACCCGCGCAUCCUGCUAGACGAAUGGAAGCUCAAGAUUCAACUCGAUCCGGAACCAUGGGAAAGCAAAGGGUCUCAUCGCGUGUCGGUAAACAGCUUCGGAUACGGGGGAAGCAACGCACAUGUUAUCCUCGAAGACACCUAUGGGUACUUAAAAUCGCAUGGUUUACAAGCACUUGUUGGAAAAGUUCGUACGCCUUUCCCGAGGAAGGCUCUUAAGCCAUCGCAAACUCCCAACGGCCGCCACAACGAACCGCCAACACGGACGCGUCUUUUCAUGCUGUCCAGUUUUGACGAUCAUUCCAUCGCAAAGCAGAUAGAAAAUAUCAGAGACUAUCUCCUCGAAAGACGAUCGAUAGCUGACGAUCUGUUCAUGAGCACUUUGGCGUUUACGUUGAAUCAACGACGUACUACCCUGAUGUGUCGAGCAGCGGUUACCGGAAACUCAGCUGCCAGCUUGAUCAAAGCUUUGGAAGGUAGUAUCAAGGUUAGAAAGGCCAUACGAAAACCAGUGGUUGGCUUUGUUUUCACAGGCCAGGGAGCGCAAUGGUGUGGGAUGGGACGGGAGCUGGUGGGAGCAUAUCCGGUUUUUCGCCAGUCGAUGGAUCGAAUUGAUGCACACUUGGCUCGGCUGGGAGCUCCAUUUUCUGCCCUAGGUGAGAUUCUCGAGAACCAAGACGCAUCACGGCUCAACCAUCCCCUUCACAGCCAAACAAUCUGCACAGCACUUCAAAUCGCACUUGUCGACCUUUUAAGUUCCUGGACCAUACAACCAGAUUCGGUUACUGGUCACUCCAGUGGCGAAAUAGCAGCAGCGUACGCCAUCGGAGCGCUAAGCAUGGAGGACGCUAUAUCCGUUGCAUACUAUAGGGGUGUUGCAGCGAGCAAGCUAUCGCACAACGAAGCAAUGAAAGGAGGGAUGCUCGCUGCCGGGGUGUCGCCGGCCCAGAUAGAACCGUUACUGGACACGUUGAAAUCUGGGAAAGCCGUCGUGGCAUGCAUUAACAGUCCAUCCAGCGUUACUGUCUCUGGAGACGUUGAGGCUAUUGAAGAGCUCGAGAAGGUAUUAAAGGAGAAGGAAUUCUUCUGCCGACGUCUGGCAGUUGAUGUUGCAUAUCAUUCCCACCACAUGGAACUAGUUGGUGGAGAAUAUCUGGACCUGAUAUCGAAUAUUCGACCACGGAUUGGAAGCAAAUCCGGAAAGCAUCCCGUCUCCUUUUUCUCUUCGGUGACAGGAGCUGAGGUAAAAGCGUCUGAUCUUGGUACUCAAUAUUGGACUAGAAAUCUGCUCGGCCAGGUCAAAUUCGUUGAAUCCAUUAGGGCGCUUUGCUUUGAAACCAGCACUCAGAAAUCGAUGUUUGCGGCCCCUAAUAACAGACGUGCCAGGCGACCAAAUGGCACACGCAAGGUCAACGUGGAUGUCUUGCUGGAAGUUGGCCCUCACGCAGCAUUAUCGGGCCCGAUCCGUCAAAUUCUGAAAGAUGACAAUAAACUAGAUGCGGUCGGGAUUCAAUAUGUGAGCGUUUUGACUCGUAAAAUAGAUUCUGUCACGACGGCAUUAGAGGUUGCUGGAACCCUGGCCUGCCUGGGUUCUCACGUCAGCUUUUCGGCGAUUAACGACCCGUUAGACGAGACACCAGAUAACCAUGUCCUGGUUGAUCUUCCUCCCUACGCAUGGAACCACAGCAGAGCAUACUGGGCCGAGCCGCGCAUCAGCACAACAUACAGAAAGCGCAAGCACCCGCGGACAGAUCUCCUGGGUGCUCUCGACCGAAUAUCAUGUCCGUUCGAACCUCGUUGGAGAAACUUUGUGCGUGUCUCGGAGGUCCCAUGGCUGAAAGACCAUAAAAUACAGUCGAACAUAGUUUAUCCUGCAGCCGGGUACGUUGCAAUGGCCAUAGAAGCUGCAUCUCAACACCUGCCGGAGCGGGAGGCCAACAAGGGCAUCUCAGCAUUUAUUCUCCGUGAUGUUGAAAUAAAAGCCGCUUUGGUCAUCCAGGAGCACUCUGCUGCUGAACUCAUGACCUCGCUGCGAGGGUGUCAGGGUGGCACCAAAGACUCCGAGCAUCUUUACGAAUUCAAUAUCUACUCAGUGACCACUGAGAACCGAUGGACCGAGCAUUGCCGUGGCCUAGUAGGCGUCCAUGACAUGUCCCUGGACACCGAGUACCAGACGGGUUCCCAGACGACAGAGAAAACUUCCGAUCUCAGCGUCAUAGACAUCUCGACAUUCUACGAAAAGCUAGCCAGCAUUGGCCUCGAAUAUGGUCCUUGCUUUGCGAAUCUGACGCAGGCUAAUUGCGCUGACAACUUGUGUUUCGCUGAAGUGACUGUCCCUGACACAGCAACUGUCAUGCCGGUAAAUUUCCAGUACCCGUACUUGAUCCACCCCUGCACACUAGACAGCAUAUUUCAUACGAUGUUUGUUCCGACGAAUUUUAGAGACGAUCCCGCUAUCCCGGUUUAUAUAGACCAGCUUUGUGUGUCUCGUUGUACAGAGCAUUCACCAGGCACUAAAAUGCAUAUCGAGACUCAUAUUGACAAGCGGACGAGAAAGGGUAUAGUAGCCUCAAUUACAGUGAUGAACAGCAAUGAUACUGUUGCUAUGUCGAUUAAGGGGUUGCGAUGCAAGAACCUCGAGAACAAUGCCCCGAAGGAUACGGUCAACCCGACUGAUCGCCUUGGGUACAUGCUUACUUGGAAGGCAGAUCCGGAUCUACUUUCGAGGCAAGAAUUCAGCAACAUUUUCACUGAGAACAAUCACGACAACGACGAAUCCGCAAAGAGAACUUCGUUGGAAAGUUGUGCGUCCUACUACAUUCGGAAAGCCAUCCAAGAUCUUGAGUCCGUGGACAAGGAAGAAUUGCAUCCAGACAGAAGGCAACAGCUUGAAUACUUCGUUGAUUUGAUGCAAGAAAGCCUCUUGCUCCCGCCACCAGACAUGAAUAGCGCCGAUAUUCAUGCAGUGAGUGCUUCCGGACCGGAAGGAAGAAUCCUCACUGCAAUGGGCGAGCGACUCAGUACAGUCUUGAAAGAUCCAAAAUUCUCGACCAUUGAUAUGGAUCCUUCAGUAUGGGAACAAUACUGGGACGCCGUCCGCUCCACCCCGGUGUACGAGAAACUAGCUAGCUAUCUCGAGCUAGUCGGCUAUAAGAACCCAAUGAUCUCGAUACUUGAGGUGGAGGGUACAUUUGGUCAAUCUUCACAAGCUUAUCUUGAAAGGCUCUUGAGUAACAGCGGGCAAGGUCCCAUAUGCAGUGAAUACACAAUCACUCAUCAAGCCCCAUCGAUCCCUGAGCAUUUAGCCCCAUUGCUUUCCGAGUGGAACCAAUGGCUAAAAGUGAAGAAAUUGGAUCUCAACCAGAGUCCGGAGACACAAGAUUUUCCCAGACAUCAAUACGACGUCGUCCUUGUGCCUUUGGGACUUUGCACGGUCCCAUCGAAGUUGCAAGCUCUCAGGAAUAUACACAAGCUUCUGAAGCCGCAAGGGCAUUUGAUUAUUGUGGAUCCCAUCGCUGGACAUGACAAUCUACUCGACACUGUUAUCUUUGCAAAUUCUCCGGGAUGCUGGUCCGAAGCUCGAUUUGGCUAUACUCUCAAAGACUGGAAUGUUGCGCUCUCAGCGGCCGGAUUUUCAGAAACAGAAGAUGCAAGCACUUCAAGGGAAGGGCCCUUCAUGAUCAUCACUCGUCCGUCGCAUGAACAUUCAAUUCCCAAACGAAGUAUUCUAAUCAUCUCAGAAGAUGAUGACAAUGGCAUAGACAUGUCCACUCUGCAAGACUGUCUCAGCCCCGUGUCGUCCGACAUCGAAAUUGCAGAUUUCACCCAUGCCAAGCCAGAAGGAAGAGUGUGCGUCAUCAUCAGUGCUCUUAGUCGGCAAUUGAUGGCAGACCCUACUCCACAGGAACUGGAAAUGUUGAAGCGAAUUUUCCUGAAGGCAUUGGGCGUCUUGUGGGUAACUCGAGGGGCAGCGAUAUCCCCAGUGACGCCAGACGGUGCCCUGGCAACUGGGUUCGUACGUACUUCACGCUCUGAAUCCGGAAUUGAAAGAAUAGUUACAUUGGAUCUGGACGGACAGAAUCCACUCUUAAGCAAUCACGCAGCUGAAGUUAUAUGCACAGUAGUGCGCGAGAGAAUUUUGGCCGAGGGAAACGGUAAGAGCGAUACAGAGUACGCUGAGCGAAACGGCGUGCUCCUCAUUCCCCGAGUUGUCGAGAACCAGGCCUUCAACAGUUCCCUCGCGGUGUCGCAUAAAACACGGACAACGAGCCUUGAAAAGUUCCAUCAGAAGGACAGAUUCCUCAAAGCGACGAUUUCCGAUGUCUCCCGGGCAGAUUCAGUGCUCUUUGUGGACGAUUCCAGGAUGAAUGACCUACCCGCGGACCAUAUCCGAGUUCAAACCUAUGCGGUAUGCAUAGAUAAACAAGCCGUAAACGCUCUGGAAGAGCAGGACAUGUCUCAAGAACCAGCGAUGAGCUUCGGAGCCAGCGGGAUUGUUCAAUGCGUCGGAGAAGCUGUCCAUGGUUUCGCCCCGGGUGAUCGAGUGGCUUGCCUUGCGCAAGGAGCAGUGGCCAAUUACCAGCAGGAACAGGCGUUAGCGUUCCAAAAUUUACCGUCAGAUUUAUCUUUUGAAGCAGCAGCGGCCUUGCCUGUGGCCUAUUGCACAGCACUAUAUGCUCUUCAGGACCUUGGGCGGGUCGUCUCCACUGACAGGGUUCUAGUAUAUGGAGCCACAGGGACAGUCGCGCAAGCUCUAGCAAAAUUAUGCCUCCAUACAGGGGCUGACGUGCUCUUUGUUGUCCGAGCUGAGAAAGACAAGCAUUCCCUUGUCAGCACCGUUGCAGUACCUGAUGACCGAGUUAUCGUCGACGAGAAUGGCGCACAGGUCAGAAAGCUUCUGAGAAUGAAGGGGCAUCGGCCUCUUGAUGUGGUAAUCAAUUUCGAAUGUUCGGACAACGAGAUGCUACAGAUGCUAUGUAGGCUGGUCGGUACAGGCGGCAAAUUCAUACAAAAUCGCCGGAGUCAGCUCAAAUGGGCAAUCCCACAGCUGGAUAAUGACAUCUCGUUCGCAACACUGAACAUCAGCAAGCUCUUGAAAGACAAGCCAACGUUGCUGCAUAGAACAUGGGGCGAUGUAAUGCGCAUGUUCCGAGCAGGACACAUCCGUGGCUCUAAUGCCUUGGCAACUUAUAGUAUCUCAGAUAUGUCCGACGCAUUGAACGCAUUGGAGGAAGAUAUAGAUUCCAUAGUAAUCUCGGCUCAACCAGAUGACGUUGUGAAGGUCAUCACUCCGAGGCCACAAGCUGCCCUACUCGAUCCAGAUGCAUCUUAUAUACUCGUUGGCGGUCUAGGAGGUAUCGGACGAGCCACAGCCCUCUGGAUGGCCGAUAACGGGGCUCGAACGUUGAUCUUCGUCAAUAGAAGUGGACUCUCGAGCGAGGCAGCGCAGGAAACAGCACGAGACCUGAAGAAAAAGGGAGUCCGCGUGGUUGUACACGCCUGCGAUAUAUCUGAUAGCCAACAAGUCGAAAAGAUGGUGAGCGACCUUGCGCGGGAUGCACCUCCAAUUCGAGGAGUCAUUCAGGCUGCCAUGGUCCUCCGGGAUAUCCAUAUCGAGAAAAUGACCAUCGAGGAUUACCUGUCCGUGUUGCGCCCGAAAUACGCAGGAACCUGGAAUCUGCACCGCUAUCUCCCAGACAACCUCGACUUCUUCGUCAUGCUCUCUUCCAUUAGCGGAAUCAUCGGAAACGCCACCCAGGCCGCCUACGCCGCCGGCUCAACCUUCCUGGACGCAUUCGCGGCAUACCGUAACUCCCUCGGUCUUCCAGCCGUCUCCCUAGACCUCGGCGUGAUAACCGACGUAGGGUACCUGGCCGGAAACCGCGAUCUAGCGGCCAAGAUGGCCCAACAAGGUUUCCACGGCACAGACACAGCGACGCUGAUGUCUCUGAUUGCUGCCUCAAUCAGAUCGCCGUUCGGUGAAGGCAGGACCUCACAGAUUAUUACGGGAUUGGGCGAGUGGAAAGAAGGGCAGUCGCUCAGCAACUUCGACGCGCCCCUCUUUGCACACUUCCGUCGACAGUUUCAGCGAAAGGGGGGAGAGGACCAGUCUGAUGAGUUUAUUGGCAAGUUACGCGAGACCCUCCGAGAUGUCAGUAACCUCGAAGAGGCUUCCGGGGUUAUCUACAGUGCUUUGAGCGGGAAGAUUGCGGCGCAUCUGUCUGUUCCGAUCGAGAGCAUCGAUGCCUCGCAUCCCAUUACGGAGUAUGGGAUCGACUCGCACAUGGCGGUGGAGUUGCGAAACUGGAUAUCGAAGACGAUGGAGAGCACGGUGCCGAUUUUGGAUAUUUUGGCGAGUAGUACGUUGUUGGAUCUGGCGGGUAAGAUUGCAUCCAAGUCUAAAUUGGUUCAUGUGGAAGAAUAG